AAAUUAAAUUAUGAAUUUUCUUCAAAAUUUAAAAAAUGAGUCUGAACAGCAUUCGCCUUUUGUAUCUAGAAACUUUAUAUUCAUCUCGUACAUAUUCAUCAUUAUCAUCAUCAGAUUCGUUUUUGAAUCGUGAUUCACCAAAAAUUGAUGGCCAAUUCGGUUGGAUAGUGGUGAUGUCAUCAUUAUUUAUAUCUGUACUUGAUGAUGGCUAUGCAUAUACUUGUGGCCAAUUUUAUGAACAAUUUUUAGCCAUUUAUGGUCAAACUGAAACAAUAACAUCAAUCUUUAUAUCGAUUAUGAAUGGAACUAUUUACGGUAUCUCUCCAUUUGCUAGUGGCCUGAUCAAAGUAUAUGGAUGCCGAACAGUAUCAAUAAUUGGUUCCAUAAUGGCUAUCACUGGAAUGCUAUUGUCAACUAUAUUCGAUCAAUCAAUCUAUUUUCAUUUCAUUACCAUUGGUUUAUUGGCCGGCUGCGGCCUAGGGCUACUGUUCAUCACACAGCUUGUCAUUAUAACCGUUUGGUUUGAUCGUAAACUUGCAUUAGCAACCGGAAUCGCUGAAUGUGGAUCCGGUUUCGGGAUGGCUAUUUUUGCUUUUAUAAGUGAUUAUUUUAUUCAAAUGUAUACAUGGAAAGGUGCCAUGAUUAUAUUAGCUGGUUUCGUGUCUACAUGUUUGGUUUUUUCCGGCCUAUAUGCCGAACCUGAUUGUCCAUCGUUAACGACGUCAUCUAAACAAUCUUUGAAUUCUAAAUCAUUGUUUUGUCAAGUGUUGGAAGAAACGGCCGAUUUCAGCCUAUUAUGGACUAGAAAAUCAUUCUUAUUGUUCGUAUUGAGUCAAUUCAUCUUAAAUCUAGUCUUUUUUACGCCCGUAAUCAUCAUCACUGAUCGUAUUAGACGCGCUGGAUUUGGUUCGACCGGUGCAUCUAUUUAUUGUUGUUUUGGAAUUGCCAAUGGUUUUGGAAGAAUAUUGUUUGGUUUUAUAUCUACCAGUUUUGAUGUAAAUAAUCUUUGGCUAUUGAUUGUCGUUACCAUUGCACUUGGUGCUACCGUUUGGCUUACUAAUUUGGCCUAUACAUUGGUAACAAUGCAAUUAUUCUAUGCAUUGAUUGGAAUAUUUUUCGGUGCCAAUGUAUGUUUAACACCAGUCGUUUUGGUCGAUAUGUUAGGUACAAAUAAAAUGGCCAAUGCUUAUGGAAUUGUUUCAUUUUUUGAUGGUCUAGCUGCAUUAAUUGGACCACCAAUCCUAAAUCUUACUGUUAAUAAUAAUGAUGGAAAUAAUGACAUUUAUUCAACAUCCAUAUUGAUCACUGGUCUUGUAUCGAUAUGUUCGGUAUUAUUUUUAAUUCCAAUCACAUGGCUACAUGAUGAUCAUCAUCAUAAUGAAGAAGCCAAAAUGAUAUAUAAGAAUAACAAUAAAAAACAAGCUGGCAUAGAAGAUUUCUGUUUUCAUUGAAAUUUUAGUUUAUUUUUUUUAUCACAUACAUCAUCAUUCAUAUUAACAAUAAU
This is a messenger RNA of Dermatophagoides farinae (American house dust mite), 1504 nucleotides long. Its product is annotated as monocarboxylate transporter 12. NCBI's taxonomy places the organism in Eukaryota, Metazoa, Arthropoda, Arachnida, Sarcoptiformes, Pyroglyphidae. Gene Ontology annotation, biological process: monocarboxylic acid transport; transmembrane transport. Gene Ontology annotation, molecular function: monocarboxylic acid transmembrane transporter activity. The record is from RefSeq and is a predicted model, not a curated record.